This is a messenger RNA of Colletotrichum scovillei, 3901 nucleotides long. Its product is annotated as V-type ATPase. The record is from RefSeq and is a predicted model, not a curated record. NCBI's taxonomy places the organism in Eukaryota, Fungi, Ascomycota, Sordariomycetes, Glomerellales, Glomerellaceae. Gene Ontology annotation, cellular component: proton-transporting V-type ATPase, V1 domain; fungal-type vacuole membrane. Gene Ontology annotation, molecular function: ATP binding; proton-transporting ATPase activity, rotational mechanism; ATP hydrolysis activity. Gene Ontology annotation, biological process: ATP metabolic process; proton transmembrane transport. The transcript has 7 exons. Bases 158 to 1993 code for a protein of 611 amino acids.
UCUGGAGAUAGCUUCUGCUCAACCUCUAACAACACCUCGACGAUAUUCAUCUAGCCCGCCCUCCCCCUCAACCGCCGACCCUCCUACAUCCUCCAUCGACUCUCCCUUUGUGACGACGCUACACGAGCCGAGCCCUGCUCGCGUCGAACCGCCCAGCAUGCCUCCUAAGCAGAAGAAAGAAGCCAAGGUCGAGCAGGAGGAGGAUCUCGGACAUGGCAAGAUCUUCUCCGUCUCAGGACCCGUCAUUGUUGCCGAGGACAUGAUUGGUGUUGCUAUGUACGAGUUGGUUAGAGUCAGUCACGAUAACCUAGUCGGUGAAGUCAUUCGAAUCAACGGCGACCAAGCAACCAUCCAGGUCUACGAGGAGACUGCUGGUGUCACUGUCGGUGAUCCCGUCUACCGCACCGGAAAGCCCCUCUCCGUCGAGCUCGGCCCCGGUCUGCUCAACGGUAUUUACGAUGGUAUCCAAAGACCUCUCGAGAAGAUCAGCGAAAUGUCGAAGACCAUUUACAUUCCCCGCGGUAUCGCCGUCCCUGCCCUCGACCGUAAUAAGAAGUGGGAUUUCGAGCCCACCGCAAAGGUCGGUGACCACAUCUCAGGCGGCGACGUCUGGGGUACCGUCAACGAGAACUCGUUCAUUUCCGUCCACCGAAUCCUGCUCCCUCCUCGCGCCCGCGGUACCAUCACCAAGAUCGCCAGCAAGGGACAAUACACCGUCGCCGAGCCCCUGCUCGAGGUCGAGUUUGAUGGAAAGAAGACCGAGUACCCCAUGAUGCAGACUUGGCCUGUGCGAGUUCCCCGCCCUACCACCGAGAAGCUCCAGGCGAACGAGCCCUUCAUCGUCGGUCAGAGAGUGCUGGACGCCCUUUUCCCCAGUGUCCAGGGUGGUACCGUCGCCAUUCCUGGUGCUUUCGGCUGUGGCAAGACUGUCAUUAGUCAGUCGGUGUCCAAGUUCUCCAACUCCGAUGUCAUCGUCUAUGUCGGCUGUGGUGAGCGCGGAAACGAGAUGGCCGAAGUCUUGAAGGAUUUCCCCGAGCUUACCAUUGACGUUGACGGUCGCAAGGAGCCCAUCAUGAAGCGUACCACCCUCAUCGCCAACACCUCCAACAUGCCUGUCGCUGCUCGUGAGGCCUCUAUUUACACCGGUAUCACGGUCGCCGAGUACUUCCGUGACCAGGGUCUAGACGUUGCCAUGAUGGCUGACUCCUCCUCGCGUUGGGCUGAGGCUCUUCGUGAAAUUUCUGGUCGCUUGGGAGAAAUGCCUGCUGAUCAAGGUUUCCCUGCCUACCUCGGUGCCAAGCUUGCCUCUUUCUACGAGCGUGCCGGUCGCGUCGUGUCUCUCGGUUCACCUGAGCGAAACGGCAGUGUCAGCAUUGUCGGUGCCGUCAGUCCCCCUGGUGGUGAUUUCUCCGAUCCCGUCACUACUUCAACUCUCGGUAUCGUACAGGUCUUCUGGGGUCUCGACAAGAAGCUCGCGCAGCGCAAGCACUUCCCCUCCAUCAACACCUCGCUCAGUUACUCCAAGUACACCAUGGUUCUCGACAAGUGGUAUGAGAAGGAUUACCCCGACUUCCCCCGUCUCCGUGACCGCAUCAGACAGCUCUUGUCCGACUCUGAGGAGCUUGACCAGGUCGUGCAGCUGGUCGGAAAGAGUGCGCUGUCUGACCCCGACAAAAUCACGCUGGAUAUCGCCGCGCUUCUAAAGGAAGAUUUCCUGCAACAAAACGGUUACUCAGACUAUGACCAGUUCUGCCCGCUGUGGAAGACAGAGUGGAUGAUGAAGCUCAUGGUUGGCUUCCACGACGAGGCACAAAAGGCCAUUGCUCAAGGCCAGAGCUGGGCCAAGGUCCGUGAGGCCACCGGUGAUUUGCAGGCCAAGCUGCGUCAACUCAAGUUCGAGGUUCCCUCCGAGGGCCAGGAGGCUAUCGAGAAGAAGUACGAGGAUAUUCAGCAGCAGAUGCUGGACAAGUUUGCCUCUGUUGUUGACGAGUAAUCGCGUUUAAGCAUUGAGUAUUGUCCUGUUUAGUCUGCAUUCCUUGCACCGCGAAGGGAUGUCUCUGGUUUCAAUAGAUGUCUAGGGCGAAGACGCAUCAUGCAUGGUAGUUCCUUGUUUCGUAGUCUCGGCUAGUAUAUCCUAUCUGUAAAUGAACGUUACUAUAGCCGAAGUGCGCUUUACAGUUCAAAGUGAAACCGGCGUACCGCGUGGGUGAAGAUGUAGAUCGAGGUACUUGAAGGUGCAUGCAUGGCCAGCCACGUCCAACUCUACGAUAAUAAUAGAGCUCUUGCAUGAAGCCCUGGAGCUAAUCUUUGCCGUCAGUCUACCGGGCGACAUCGCCGUACCCGAUGCUUUUUAGGAGACAGACCGAACCUUACAUAGGCACACUUCCUAAGGACGUAGGCUAGAUGGCCACCAGACAGCAUGAUCGAAUUAGGGUCGAAUACUUUGGCUACAUGAGUAAACACAGCACCUGCACAAGGAAGAUCACAAACUUUCCCAUCUCAUCACCCCAAAUCUCUGUCUACAUCUACGCCAUUAUCAAAGGUGGGUCUGGUGACUACUCCUGCUUUUCGGAUGAAUACUACACGGACAGAGGGGGGGGGAGAGCCCACAUAGGUCCCAACAAUCCCAUUCCUGUCACCAGCCAGCAGGCGCCCGUCUAGGUCGACGGGUCAGGUCAAACUGGCUGGGUGGUGGAGUGGUUUACGGUCACUAAUCAAAUUACGCCCACAGCCUACUCGACGACAGGCUCCGAGCUCGAGUCCAAUUCCCAGCAAGUGCACCAGGAGAUGUAGCCACACCGGUGGUAAACUCUUUUUUUCUUUUACCCUGCUGGAUAUUCAUACGCCCAUUAAUGUAUUUACACUGACCCAAAAAGAUCCAAUCACCCCUUUCAUGAUUUACUCAUCUCUUCCUCGAGCCAAGCUGGGAUCGCAGGCGGAUGUUCCCAGCCGUCGAGGUAGCUCUGCCUGGAGAUGCCCUCACCGCUCGGCUUGGCGUAGAUACCGGUCACGUACCAGACCGCCUCGCCCUUCUUGAUGGUGUGCUGGAGCGUCGGAAUGGUGGUGCGGCUCUCGACGAGGUUGGAGUUGGGAUCGGCGUUGACGAGGUUCGCCGUCCGCUCGAUGCGGGCGCCUUCCAACGCCUUUAUGCCCACGGCACCCUUGGACACGGCAAAGGAACCGUCUUGGCCCCUUGCGAGCCCUUCGGGCGUGUUUGUGUCGUAGUUGCCAAUGAUCUUGGGGGAUGUGCCCUCGCCCUUGGCUGCGUCGUAGAGGUCGAGGUACCGCCCGUUUGUCGAGUUCUCGUUGGCAAUGGCAAAGGAGCCGUCGGCGGUCAUGACGUCGCGGCCGGCUUUGAUGUGGUGGAUGCGCAGGUGCCAGUUGGGCGUAGCCUCGGCGGGGGGCACGAGGAUGGUCUUGAUCUCGACGUCCGAGAAGGGCUUCCACACGGAGACGAGGACCGGCCCGCUGCCGUCUCUGGACUCGAUGCCGGCGUACUGCGAAAGCCGGCGCGUCUUCCAGUACUCGCCGCCGUCGUCCGAGAGGCCGAGCUGCGAGGCGAGGGCGUACUGCUCGAGGGAGAAUAGGCCCGGGGGCACGGAGUAGCCGUAGGCGCUCGAGUAGGCAAAGGCGCCGUAUUUGGCGUGGGUUCCCUUCAUGGGGUAGCUGCAGGCCUGGCCGGAGGAGAGGAGCAUGCAGUGGCCGCCAAUGUUGCUCAUGAUGUGGCCUGGCUGCGAGAGGGGCUUGAGUUUGGGGAUCACGUCCCAGGCCUGUUCUUCCUUUGAUGUCCAGAAGGGGUGGUCUUCGGGGACUGCGAGGCAGAUGAAGGCUAGGCAGGCCCAGUACUGGCAGGAGACAUCAGUCAGCUACAAACUUGUAGAAGUCAUGGUUUAUACAGGGG